AUGAAGCUCUCCAAUCCGGGGACCGUCCCCGUCUAUACAAUUUCGGGCGCAUCUACCGCGCGUCCUCUUCCAGAUUGGCUGGCUCGCCGUCGGAAGCGCAGUCUGAAGAACGAUGUCGAGUACCAGAAUCGCGUCGAGCUUCUGCAAGACUUUGAGUUUGAAGAGGCUAGUCAGUGUGUCCGAAUCAGUGAGGAUGGCGAUUGGGUCAUGAGCACAGGUACCUACAAGCCUCAGCUGCAUGUACACAACCUUCCACAACUCUCUCUCUCUUUCACACGGCACACGACGUCGCUCAACGAGACUUUUGUCCUGCUUUCUACCGACUACUCAAAAUCCCUACACCUCCAGAAUGAUCGAAAACUCGAAUUCCACACCCCCAUGGGCUGCCACUAUGAGGCGCGCAUUCCCAGAUACGGUCGAGAUCUUGUAUACGAUCGGCAAUCCACCGAGGCCCUCAUUCCUGCUGUUGGAAUCGACGCUGACGGCAAGGGAGAGGUUUUCCGCAUGAACCUUGAGCUUGGAAGGUUUAUGAAGUCUUAUCAGGUUGAAGUUGGAGAAGAUGAUGAGCUGGGCGGCGGUCUACAGGGCGGCAUCAACGUUGGCAGCGUCAACUGCGCUGCCAUCGCCGAGGAUACCCACAACCUGCUUGCAUUUGGUACAUCAAUAGGCACAGUAGAGUUUUGGGAUCCCCGGUCAAGGUCACGAGUCGCGCUGCUUGCCGGUCACGACGGCGGCGUCACAGCACUGGACUUCCACUCGUCCGGUCUAUCGCUGGCGACUGGCAGCUCAACUGGCAUGAUUCAGCUAUUCGAUCUCCGUCGCCCUACUCCCUUACUCAAGAAGGAUCACGGCUAUGGCUUCGCCGUGAAGAAGUUGAUUCACAUGACAACGGCCUCACAAGAGAAGAAGGUUCUGUCGGCCGACAAGCGCAUCAUUAAAAUCUGGGAUGAGUUGACGGGAGACCCAUGGACAUCGGUUGAGCCUGUGGUUGACAUCAACGACGUGGCUUGGUGCAAGAAUACUGGCAUGCUGCUGACGGCAAACGAAGGCAAGCAGCAGCACGCAUUCUUCAUUCCACAGCUCGGCGCCGCUCCCAAAUGGUGCUCCUUCUUGGACAAUAUGGUGGAAGAGAUGGCGGAAGAAGUCCGCACCGAGACUUACGACAACUACAAGUUCUUGACGCUGCCGGAGCUGAAGCAGCUCAGUCUAGCACACUUGAUUGGGAAAACCAACCUGCUGCGACCGUAUAUGCACGGAUACUUUGUGGCGUCCAAGCUGUACGAGCAAGCCAGACUCAUCGCGAACCCUUACGCAUUCGAGGACGAGAGACAGAAGCGCGUCAAGGAGAGGGUUGAGAAGGAGCGUUCUAGCCGCAUCAGAGGCACGAAGAAGGUCAAGGUCAACCAGCGACUUGUCGACAAACUCCUCAAGAGGCAGGAGAACAGAAGCGAGGUUGAUACUGAUGCCGGUCUUUUGGGAGACACACGAUUCAGCAAGCUGUUCGAAGACGAAGACUUUGUAGUGGAUGAAGCCAGUGGUGAAUUCAAGGCUCUCAACCCCAGCACAGCAGUUCAGCAAGCGCUGGAGGCCAAGCAUGGAACGACUAAAUACCAAGGCAAGGACUCUGAUGAAGAGUCUAGCGAUGAUGAGCCCAUCUCUAAGCCUAAAGAUGACGUGGUGAUGAAGGUAUCAUCAACGCAAAACGAAGGCCGACAACUAAAGGAUUCCGCACUGGGCUCAAGACAGCAGAAGUCUACACGCGUCAACAAAUCACAGGGCGGCGAGAUUCGUGGAGAGAGACAAGUCACAUUUGUGCCAGAGUCAAGGAAGAAGAAGCAACAGCAAGAGGAAGAGGAAGAGGCGCCUCCUCCGCAAAGGCGUUCCAACAAGGGCAGGCGAAGCGCCAGCUCAAACACAUUUAGAAAGAUGUGA
Trichoderma aggressivum f. europaeum is the source of this 1932-nucleotide messenger RNA. RefSeq lists its product as uncharacterized. Gene Ontology annotation, cellular component: nucleolus; 90S preribosome; small-subunit processome. The transcript has a single exon. The record is from RefSeq and is a predicted model, not a curated record. Gene Ontology annotation, biological process: maturation of SSU-rRNA from tricistronic rRNA transcript (SSU-rRNA, 5.8S rRNA, LSU-rRNA). NCBI's taxonomy places the organism in Eukaryota, Fungi, Ascomycota, Sordariomycetes, Hypocreales, Hypocreaceae. Bases 1 to 1932 code for a protein of 643 amino acids. Gene Ontology annotation, molecular function: protein binding.